Molecule: messenger RNA, 1401 nt
Organism: Acytostelium subglobosum LB1
Lineage: Eukaryota; Evosea; Eumycetozoa; Acytosteliales; Acytosteliaceae
Exons: 1
Coding region: 1-1401 (466 amino acids)
Molecular function (GO): protein binding
Source: RefSeq, a predicted model, not a curated record
AUGUUAGUUAUUGAGGAGCAUAAGAUAACAUCACCAAUCAAUGACAAGUUACAACAAACAUCAACAAUAAUACAUAAUAUAAUCAAUGAGAUCAAGAACAUCAAUAAUAUAUUCAGACCUAUAAUAACAACAACAACAACAUCGACAACAAAGUGCUCAACAACAAGUGAUGAUGAUGUCUUGGACUUUGACUUUGAACUUGAUAUUGCGAUGAGUGAUAUCGUUCGUUCAAUCACAUCUUGUGACUCUAUCGAUCAGUUCAUCGAUCAAGCAAUACCAACACAGUCAUCCACCUCAUCCUCCUCAACAACACCAUCGUCAUGCGAUAGCACUCAGACCUCGGUAACAGACAAUGACAUUGAACUGCUGAUAACUAUUCAAGGUAUUGUGGAGGCGAUGAACACGACACAACAUCAAUUGGUCAGACCAUGUACAGUGGAGGUUGACACAGACAUGUUGGACUCAAUCAAAGAUCACCUUCAAUCAUGCUUCAGACUGUUGGACGACAAUGAUGAUGCUGAGAAGUACACACAUGGUCUUGAUCAUCAUGUGAUGUGCAUCGGUCAGGAUUCAUACUCAUUGUUCAAUCCAAUCAGCAAUGAAUGGACUCAUGUCAGAGAUGAAGGGAAUAAGAACAUUGAAUACCUAUUCAUGUCAACUGUAUAUGCACGUGGAAGAGUGUAUCUAUUUGGUGGAGGCAUCAACGACGAAGCCGAACAAGCACUAUACUCAAGGUUCAAUCUAGACUCUCGACGGUGGGAUCUUCAACAAUCAAUCGAUAAUGUGUCAGGUGGAUAUACCAUCGCCUCUUGCUAUGAUGGCAAUCAGCUAAUCUACUUGGUGGGUGGCAUAUCCGGUUCAACAUACUUGACACGAGUGGACAGCUUCAACAUUGACACCCAACAGUUCACUCACGUUGGGGAUCUCAAUCAAGAACUGACUGCGACCUACCUAGUGCACCACGACAACAUACUCUACUGCAUCGGUGGCCGCUCCAAAGACAACCCCCUGUCUGGCAAGUGCAUCUAUACAUUCAACCUGACCACCAAAGAACAGACUACCGUCGACUUGCCAACAUAUGUUACAUCAUAUUGCCAUGAUGGACGUGGAAUGCUGUAUCUGUACUCCAAAGCCUUCAACAGAAUGUCAUUGUCCACAAUGGAGCUUGUAACACUUGCAACUCCACCUCAUUGUCCUUUAAGGAUGAAUAAUAUGGUAUACAGUUCAACAUCACCGUCAAGGGAGGAGACAAUACUCCUGCUUCAAGGCCACGACUUCAACUUCCGUUACUCAAUCAAACAUAACGAGUGGACCAAGAUCAACGACAAUGAUCCAAUAUCAAAGAGGGAUGAACAUGGAAUGUGUGUAUUAUACGACAAGCCUAUUAAACAAGGUGAUUAA